Entelurus aequoreus (snake pipefish) is the source of this 2136-nucleotide messenger RNA. Its product is annotated as zinc finger protein 419-like. The record is from RefSeq and is a predicted model, not a curated record. NCBI's taxonomy places the organism in Eukaryota, Metazoa, Chordata, Actinopteri, Syngnathiformes, Syngnathidae. Gene Ontology annotation, molecular function: RNA polymerase II cis-regulatory region sequence-specific DNA binding; DNA-binding transcription factor activity, RNA polymerase II-specific. The transcript has 2 exons. Bases 134 to 1342 code for a protein of 402 amino acids.
CGUCAACUUUGCCUAAGCAGUAGAAGUGGUAAUUUUUGUUGACUAAAACUGUUUGUCACACGGUGCAAACUUUUCUCUUCGACCACACUUCUGUCAAAAAGCAUGUGUUAGUGUGUCCAGGUGGGAAGCAUGGAUGGCGUCCGGAGUGCUUCAAGUCCCCAGGAGUCAUUUGUCUACAACAACGGGGACACUGUUGCAUCAGCCUGAAUGUGUCCGUCCAGAAUGUUCCGUAAGCCUCGGUGACGCCACGGAGCUGCCGAUCCGCCGGGAAGCAAAAUGCACCUUAUCGGAGCUCGCCCCGUGCCCUUUCUGCGGGCCGGGGUCCUCCUUGCAGCAUCACGAGUGCGAUCGGACUUGCCUCGCAGUGCCACCUGCACGCAUGAUUGACAUACCCAGCCCCGUGAGGUCGCCCAGCGGACGCCCUCGCCAUGCGGGCAGUAGCCCAGAUGGGUGCGCUCCGUGCGGGGGACACGCUGACAUGCCGUGUCCCCCGCAGGAUAUCUACAGGGAACCGUCUCAUCUUGCGGACGCCAGGCGCACAGAACUCUCUCCGCCGACUUGUGAGGACUCGGAAGUCUCCGGACCCGGUAGACCUCAGGUCUGUCCGAGGACCUUCCGUGCAGAGGUAGAACUGAAGAGCGCCCGCAGAGAGGUCCGGGUGGCUCCACUCAUUGGGUCCAAAAAGCCGACCGGUGGCGUUGCUCCUGGUUCUAGAAUGUUCUUCAGGUCCGCCUCGGAGUUCUGCGCGUUCAGGAAAGCCAAGCAAACUAUGAAAGCGCGCACGAAGGGAAAGUCCGCCAGCGAGACGACGACGACGCUGCAGCGCAGGCAGAAGAAAUCUUACCCGUGCCGAGUCUGCGGCAAGCUCUUCCUCCACCAUCUGUCUCUGGACGCUCACUACACGGCCACCUCGUGUGUCGGCGCCGCGCACAAAAGCAAGGCCAAAGAGGCCCACUUAACCGAACACACUCCGAACCAUCGGGCGAAGACCGGCCUACCCGGGAGGCCUACGAAGGCGGAGGAGGCGCGGCUUGACUUCCCCUGCCCCUCAUGCACCAAAGUCUUCCCGCUGCAGUCGCAGCUGAGGGAGCACGCCCAGCUGCACGACUCCUCCCAGGCCAGCAGGGAGUGCAGCGUGUGCGCGCAGGAGGUGCACGCCUUCAAGCGGGCGCCGUCCAGGAGAAAGCGCUCCUACCACUGCCUGCCUUGCCGGGAGGGCUUCUCUGCGCUCGACUCCUUCCUGGAGCAUUGUCAGGAGCACCUGCGAGCCCGGGGGGAUGAGGAGGAGGAGGAGGAAGAGGACGGCGUCGUCAUGGCGGGGUACAAACAUCAAGACGGCUAAGCCUGAGGGACUCCUUCAGGGACUCCUGUUCUGGGGUGGUCCGAUACGAUGUGGAUAUUGGUUUGAUAGCAGCAAAAAACUUAUAUCUGACGGUAUUGGCUUGCAUGGAAAAUGUGCGAUACAAGCAGUCCUGCGGCGUGCUUACUUGUGUGAUAUCAUGUGCGAUACAAGCAGUCCUGCGGCGUGCUUACUUGUGUGAUAUCAUGUGCGAUACAAGCAGCCCUGCAGCGUGCUUACUUGUGUGCGAUACAAGCAGUCCUGCAGCGUGCUUACUUGUGUGAUAUCAUGUGCGAUACAAGCAGUCCUGCAGUGUGCUUACUUGUGUGCAAUACAAGUAGUCCUGCAGUGUGCUUACUUGUGUGUGAUAUCAUGUGCGAUACAAGCAGCCCUGCAGCGUGCUUACUUGUGUGCGAUACAAGCAGCCCUGCAGCGUGCUUACUUGUGUCCAAUACAAGCAGUCCUGCAGCGUGCUUACUUGUGUGAUAUCAUGUGCGAUACUAGCAGUCCUGCAGUGUGCUUACUUGUGGGUGGUAUCAUGUGCGAGACAAGCAGUCCUGCAGCGUGUUUACUUGUAAGAUAUCACAUGCGAUACAAGCAGCCCUGCAGCGUGCUUACUUGUGUGUGAUAUCACGUGCGAUACAAGCAGUCCUGCAGCAUGCUUACUUGUGUGUGUGAUGUCACGUGCGAUACAAGUGUACGAUGUGCUUGAAUUGGCCGUUAGUUUUCAAAAAGCUGCUGGGAAAUAAGUUUUGUUUUCGAAAAUGAUGAAAUACAUUAUGUUGUUUUUUUUUGCC